AUGAAGUUCACCGCUGCUUUCCUCCUGGCUCUCCCUGCCAUGGCUCUCGCCAAGCCCGCUCACUCCCACUCCCACUCUUCCUCGGCCAUCCCAACCCCUUCCUCUUCCGCCAUCCCAUCACCCUCAUCGACUCCCUCAUCGACUCCCGUCCCAGCUAUUACCGUGUGCAACAGCCAGGCCGGCCCUUACACACGGUACUGCCCUCAGUGCCUGUCGCAAUGCUCCAGUCGAACCGGUGAGAGUGAGGAGCAGUGCUACUGGUCUGUUUUCAUGACCAUCAACUCUAUUCAGAGCCAGUGCGAGGCCAUGGGCGGUAACAACUGCGCCGAUCAGGCUGUGAAUGACGUCUGCAAGUAA
Molecule: messenger RNA, 357 nt
Organism: Talaromyces rugulosus
Lineage: Eukaryota; Fungi; Ascomycota; Eurotiomycetes; Eurotiales; Trichocomaceae
Exons: 2
Coding region: 1-357 (118 amino acids)
Source: RefSeq, a predicted model, not a curated record